AAGCUGAUUCUAUUGCAGUCCUCUCUUUCUACUCUUACUCUGGAUGCAUGCCUGAGCUGCUAGGAGUCAGAUCAUGGUGUAAUUUGCCUGGAAUUACCUGCAAGGACUAAGGACUAUUGAGCCCAACCUGACUUCUGCUGAAGUUGAUCCUCACUAAUGUUUAACUAUUUGAACUGAAGCUGUUAACACUGUGACUUGAGUGAUCACGGGAUAUCUAAUACUUAAACUUUUUUUCUGCUUGUCUUCUUUACUGCUCUCACUCUUCCCGGAGACGGGGAAUACAUUCCUCUAAGCUACUCAGGAAACAUGAAGGCAUGGGUGAAGUGGCUGAUCGGUCUGCUGGUGGGGGCAGUCGUAAUUAUUGCUAUUGCUGUUCCUGUGGCACUGCUGGCAACUAAAGAAGAUAAAAAAGAGGUAGAACCUGCCGGCAGGACAUACACAUUGGAUGACUAUUUUGGUGAUACAUUAAGAUAUAAAUCAUAUGGGAUACAGUGGCUUUCAGACAAUGAGUAUCUCCGCCAGACAAGAGACAAUAAUGUGAUAAUAUAUAACGUUGACACCGAUGAUGCUAGAACAAUCAUUUCGAAUACCACAAUCAGUAACAGCACUGCAUUCUUCUAUGAGCUGUCUGCAGACAGAAGAUAUGCCACACUGCAGUACAAUUAUGAGAAGGUUUGGAGACACUCAUACAAAGCUUCUUACCGAAUUCUUAAUGUUGACAAUCAAACGUUGGUAACUGUAAAUCUACCAGAUAGUAUCCAGUAUAUUACAUGGUCUCCUGUCAGUCAUAAACUGGUAUAUGUUUGGGAAAACAACAUUUAUAUAAAAAACGCGCCAGAAGAGGAAAGUGUCAGAAUUACCUUAAAUGGAGAGGAAAAUAAAAUCUAUAAUGGAAUACCGGACUGGGUGUAUGAAGAGGAAAUGUUUUCUUCUAAUCAUGCCUUAUGGUUAUCACCAAAUGAAAAAUUCUUGGCCUAUGCUGAAUUUAAUGACACAGACGUACCAGUUAUAGAAUAUACAUUUUAUGGAGAAGAAUCACAACAAUAUCCACAGACCAUUCAUAUUCCAUACCCUAAGGCUGGAACUAAAAACCCAACAGUGAAACUAUUUGUUAUAAAUAUAGAAUCUCUUACAACUAUAUCCCCCAAGGAAAUUAUGCCACCAAUGGACAUAAGAUCUGGGGAUUAUUACUUGAAUGACAUGACUUGGGCAAAAGAUGAAAAGUUUGCAGUUCAGUGGCUACGAAGAAUCCAGAACGUUUCAGUACUUACCCAUUGUGACUAUAUGGAUGAUACUACAACAUGGGAUUGUACAUUAGUACCUGCUCAAUAUGAGUACAGUACUACUGGUUGGGUUGGAAAUUUUCAGCCUUCCAGUCCUUAUUUCGUAUCACCAACAAAAUUCUACAAGAUCAUGAGUGACCGAAAUGGCUACAAGCAUAUUUUUUACAAUAGUUUGGGGGUUCAUAUAACGUCAGGGGAAUUUGAAGUGACCAGCAUAUCUAAAAUAACUGAAAGACAUUUAUACUAUAUAAGUAAUGAAGGAUCACCAUCAAAAAGACAUCUUUACAAGUUGCAGUUUGACUACCCUCAUACUCUAAAAUGUAUUACCUGUGACCUGCGUCCAGAAAGAUGUCAGCAUUAUUCUGCAUAUUUCAGUAAGAACGCAACGUAUUAUGCUCUGAACUGCAAUGGACCAGAAAUCCCUAUAUACACCCUUAUGAGGUCCAGUGAUGAUAAAGAAAUAAAAAUAUUUGAAAGUAAUGUCGAAUUAAAACUCUUGCUUGAAGAUAUUCAACUACCCACAAAAGAAAGAGAAGUUAUUUCGCUUCAUGGAUUUAAUUUGUCAUAUAUGCUGAUCUUACCGCCUCACUUUGACAAAUCAAAGAAAUAUCCCUUAUUGAUUGAUGUAUAUGGAGGACCUUGCAGUCAGAAAGUUGAUCAAUAUUUCAGGCUGAAUUGGGCUACGUACCUUGCAAGUACUGAGAAGAUUAUCGUGGCCAGUUUUGAUGGCCGAGGGAGCGGAUAUCAGGGUGACAAAAUCAUGCACCAAUUAUAUCGGAAGCUGGGGACUGUAGAGGUCGAAGAUCAGAUCGCUGCUGCCAGGCACUUCAUAUCAUUGGGAUUUGUUGAUGAUACAAGAAUAGCCAUUUGGGGAUGGUCUUAUGGUGGUUAUGUAUCGUCAAUGGUGCUUGGCAGUGGAAGUGGUGUUUUCAAGUGUGGAAUCGCAGUAGCCCCUGUAGCAAGUUGGCAUUAUUAUGACAGUAUUUACACAGAGAGGUACAUGAGCCUUCCAACACCAGACGAUAACCUUCAGAAUUACCAGAGUUCAACGGUCAUGUCUAGAGCGGAGAAGUUUAAGGAUGUGGGAUACCUCCUAAUCCACGGCACAGCAGAUGAUAAUGUACACUUCCAACAAGCAGCUCAAAUUUCCAAAGCUCUUGUUGAUGCCCAAGUGGAUUUUGAAACCAUGUGGUACACUGAUAAAGACCACGGGAUAGGAGGAUUGGCCAACAGGCAUAUCUACACUCAUAUGAGUCAUUAUUUGAAGCAAUGUUUCGAUCUUCAAUAACUGUUGGUAAUACCAAUAUGUGACCUUUACACUGUGAUCUAAGGGAAAGCUUUAUAUUUCCUCCAACAUAACCAAAGAUGAUUGACGUCAGAAUCCCAGCACAGAUGCUAAACAUGGCUAAGCCAAGGACAUGACAUGAGUAACUGCUGUAAUAAUGUAUUAAAUGCACAAUCUAGUGGAUGAUUUGAAAGUAUGGAUGAUAUAGACAGAAUUUACACACCCUGGUUUUUCGUAGACCAAUACUUAUUAUAAACUAUUUCUAUAUCGAUGGUAACAUCCCAUUUGAUAAGAGCUACAACAACAAAAACAUUCCCUUAUAUAACCAGCGAUAUGAUCUAGCAGCUUUGGGCAUAUUGACUUACUUUGAAUUCUCCCUCAUAUUUAUUACUUUUUAACCAGCAUCUAAUUAAAACUGAAUGUACUAAAUAAUAAUGUUUUCAUAACUAAAUCUAUUAAGUUUGCCUUAAAUUAUUGAAUAAUUAAAGCUUGUUCUGCUUAUAUAAUUACAAAGGGACAUUUAACCCUUCGCAACUGAAUUCUGUAGAUCAAAUGUCAUCCUAAGUCUCACUGGCAAAGCUGGAAUCACCAUCAUCUGCUACUUCGGCAAUACAACUAUUAUUGUAAGAUAGGUGGAAGAUGUAUCAAGUCUUCUGAAGAAGACAGGUGGAGAAGACGCCCAUAGCAACCAGAGGCUAGCUAACAUUUUAUAGAAUUUACUUGAUAAAUAAUACCUAGAAACUGGUUGCUAUGGGCAACGUCUCCAUCUGUCCUCUUUAGAAGGCUUGAUGCAUCUCACCCACAUAUUGCUAUAAUUUCUGCACUGUGUAUUUGUACAAUGGCCCAUGCUUUGCAUGGUUGUUUAUUAUUUUGAAGCUUUUUCGCUAUUGAAUCAUACAGUUUGAUAUUGUGGGUGGGAUGUAAUGAAGUCCGAGUUCAGCGACCGCGUGGGAUGCUGGCCAAACUUGGACUUUUUUUAAAGGCGCAAUCAUAUGCAAGCCUUGUACAUGAUUGCCCCUUUAAAAAUAAAUGUCCAAAUUCGUCCGGCAUCUAGCACAGCCACUGAACUUGGACCUCUUUAAAUCCCGGUCCUUAAGCCACCUGAAGACAGCUAGACAGUAUUCAUUUAAAAUGCAGGUUGCCAAUUCACUAUAAACAUGUGACAUCACUGACAUCACACCUUUUCCAUUAGUGAUGUUACUAGUUUUCUAUUUGCCACAUUUUUCAGAAUUUGCUAAUUUUAAUUAGAAUAUCGAUUUAGAGCUACAGGGGACAAUGUGUAAUGUGACCUUGAUCAGUAAUGCAAUGAUGUAUAAGAUCUUCUGAAACCAGGACCUUCUCAGGAUUGCAACAGAGAAUACUGCUAUUUUCAAUGUUUAUGGCACUUAUUUACUAACUGACUGUGGAUUGCACUCAUUGGGUAGAUGUAUUAACCUGGAGAAGGCAUAAGGAAGUGAUAAACCAGUGAUAAAGCAGUGUUAAGUGCAAGGUGAUAAUGCACCAGCCAAUCAGCUCCUAUCUGUUAAUUUACAUAUGGGAGCUGAUUGGCUGGUGUGUUUAUCACCUUGCAUUUAUUACUGGUUUAUCACUUCCUUAUGCCUUCUCCAGGUUAAUACAUCUACCCCAAUGUACUGUACUGUAUGUGAGCACUGUGUGUUACAACUUCACAAAACGUAACAAAAAUUUCACUCCAUUAUUAUGUUUUCUAUAUUAUUGCUGUUUCUGCUCCUUCUGGUGAGAAAGUACAAAAAUAUUACAGGUGUUUGCUGGAGAUAUAAGCUAGCAUGUAUCAAUAAAAAUUAUACACAUUAUAUUUCACUUUAUGAUACCACCGAACUUGACUGGCAGCUACCACCAGAGUUAGGCAGCUGGGGAUGAUGGUUCAGGUGCCGUUUUGUAAUUCAUUGGCUGAUGACCAUUUCCAAGUAUGUUUAUAAUAUAUCUAUUAAUACCAAACAUAUUUACGUGAAGAUAACCUUAACCUAUUUUGCAAACAGUUUUUACACUAUUGCAAUGGUUUACAUUCAAGCCAUCAACAGUCCACUGCUUCCUUCUUCCUGUUACUCCCCUCCAGUUCUGCUUAUUGUCUUCUGUUCCAAAUCUGCCAUUGCUUCACCUCGAUGUACCCAACACACAAUUUCAUCUAAGCUGCCAAGUCACUGAUAUUUGUGUAUGACUAUUGUUUCGGAGUUACGUACUCGCACAAACAUGUGCACCAUCAUCCACAGAUCCAUGCAAUCUGUCACCAAUUUAUUUUUUUCAUCAUUGAAAAUUGAUGAUUAGAACCAAAUAAAAAUAUGUGAUGUAGGUUUCUGCAAGGCUAAUUCAUCCUUACCUUAAAAAGUAAAACUUUGUAUGAACUGGGCUCAUUAUAUGUUGUAUUACAAUGGACAUGGAUAUUAAAAUAUGUUUACAACACUUUUUAAAUAUUUUCUCAGUAAUUUCAGCGGCAAAAGAAAGUAAUA
Pseudophryne corroboree (corroboree frog) is the source of this 5033-nucleotide messenger RNA. Its product is annotated as dipeptidyl peptidase 4-like. The transcript is spliced from 26 exons. Gene Ontology annotation, cellular component: plasma membrane. The record is from RefSeq and is a predicted model, not a curated record. The coding region runs from base 307 to 2571 and encodes 754 amino acids. Gene Ontology annotation, biological process: proteolysis. Gene Ontology annotation, molecular function: serine-type endopeptidase activity. NCBI's taxonomy places the organism in Eukaryota, Metazoa, Chordata, Amphibia, Anura, Myobatrachidae.